Messenger RNA from Symbiodinium sp. CCMP2456, 3726 nucleotides. Lineage: Eukaryota; Dinophyceae; Suessiales; Symbiodiniaceae. The record is from the annotation of a GenBank genome assembly.
AUGAGCGAAGGAUUCACGCCAGACGAGAGUUUCCAGGGCGAGUCGGCUCUGGGGAAUGUUCACGUGCAGGACUGGCGCAAGCCUUUCAAAUGGGUUCGGGCGAAAGAGCUGCACAAGGAUGCCAAGCUUUUCUCCGUCAUUCAGGCAGACAACAUUGUACAGGGGGAGUUGGGCGAUUGCUGGCUUUUAGCGGCGAUGGCUGUUUUCGCAGACUUUCCGGGCCACAUCAUGAACCUGUUUGAUGACAUCAAUCUCAAAGAGAGUGGUCGAUACGUCAUCAGGCUGUGGGACAUCAAAGGCAAAGGCGAGUGGCAGGAUGUGGAAGUCGAUGACCUGAUCCCUUGCGACAAGUACUGCAAGCCCUUGUUUGCUCAAUUGACCGGUGAAAGUGGCAGCAUGUGGGCGCUGUUGCUUGAAAAAGCUUUCGCGAAGUUCGUCGGUACCUACGAGAAGCUGGUUGGAGGGAGCACGGGGUGGGCUUGGCAGGUGCUCACGGGGCAGCCCUGGAUGGCGCGAUGGUCGCGGGAUCCGGGCCAGAAGUGGACGCGCUGGGAGAUGUGCGACAUCCAGAAGUGCUUUGGGAAAGCCGAAGAGAACCUCGCCGCUGCAGCCAAGUGGCGCUCCGACGGCAUGCGCGGUGGGCGCUGGAAGGGACCUGUCGAGACAUCAGAAGAUGAUCAAAUGUUCCAGGCGCUGGCUUCCUACACCCAGGCCUGCUUCGCCAUCAGCUGCUCCAUUGGCCAAGGGGAUCGCGCUGAGGCUGCCCGCUUCACCGCUGGCAGGGCCAUUAUCAACGGGAAAGUGGUGGUUCCCGGCUCUUUCUCUGCGCGUGUGUGGGAUAUUGGUCCUAAGUCGAAGAAUUGCAACUUCCGAACUUCGUCUCUGCCUGGAUUGCCACAAGAGGAUGAAGAUUCAAAUAUUCAGAGGUCCUUUGCGCUCAUGGCCAGCGGCUCGUCCAGGAUCAUCAGUUUACAGUGUUUUGCAGGGAAUGUUUGCGCUCUUCUUACGCUUACGCCUCCGCUCGACCGGGUUUGUGCUCUCCUCGCCAUGGCGGACUGUAUGCCGGAGGAGGCCUCGAGCAUCGAGGAGGGGAUAGUGUCUUCAGACCUUGUCGCAGAGCCACCAGGCAAUGCCGUUGGAUCGGAAAGCGCGGUCCCUCUCGCAGCAUUGCUGCAGGUCGAAGUCUGCACGCUGGGUGGGCAGACGAUAGCGCUGGAAGCUCCUGCAAGCAUCACCUUCUGGGAACUCAAGCAGCAGAUUUGGGCGGCGGGCGGCCCCGACGUGCUGCAACAAAAACUGCUGAUGGAAACCACAGAGGUAGGAGACCGGGUGAGCCUUGCAGAAAGCGGCGGCAGGGGCAAGAUCAAUCUGACACUCGUUUGCCUGCCCAUGGAAGGCGAUUUGGCAAAUCCGAUCCGGGCUGUAGUGAGGUGCUGCCCAGCUCAUUGUAGCGAUGGCUUAGGGGCUGAAACAUGCAUCAGCAUGGAGGGGGCCCGCUGCUCCAUCCAGCCACCAGAGAGUGAGGGCAUCGGCUUCAAAUCCUUCGAGUUCGCCGCUGUCUUCGAUGGCACUGCCUCGCAGCAGCAACUGUACGAUGCUGUUGGGGCCGAGAUGGUUCAGCACGUUCUCGAAGGCUUCAGUGGGACCGUUACGGCCUACGGACAGACCGGCUCAGGCAAGAGACAUUCGCUAUUCGGGCCUAAGCCGGAGUCAGCCCCGUGCCCCGAGGAUGACAAAGUAGGUCUCGUGCCUCGUGCCGCAAAGAAGCUGAUGCAGGCAGCCCGAAGCCGGGUCCGGGGAAUGCGCUGGCAGAUAGCUUGCUCCUUUGUGCAGAUUCUCAACGAGCAAAUCUUCGACUUGUUGUCACCGCAGCCGCUGCGCGAGUGCAGCCUGCAGCAGAUGCAAAGGAAGGUGUACAUCAAAGGUUGCAACGAAGUGGAGGUGACGACCGAGGCUGAGUUCGGGCUUUUGUACGCUAUGGCACUUUCUCGGAGCUAUAUCGAAGCUUCAAACAGAACAGACCUCAUCUUCAGGUUCAGAGUCCAGACGGUAGACUCCUAUGGAUGCGUGGUUUCACGAAUGUUAACUUUCGUGAAAUGCAAAGGCUCAGAAAGACACAGCAAAAGCACGGUUGAAGGCUCGCUACUUCGGGAGGCGGUGCAAAUCGGAAUGUCAUUGUCUGCGUUGGGCAAUGUAAUCAGCUCGCUCGCUAAUGGGCGGUCGCGUUUCAUUCCUUAUAGGGACUCCAAGCUCACCCGCCUGCUGCAGGAUUCGUUGGGUGGGCCGGCCAAAACAGUGUUCCUGGCCCACAUUUCUCCGGAGUCAUGCUGCUGGCAUGAGUCGCUGAGCACUUUGCGCUAUGCGAACCGUGCAGCAACGAUUCGCAACAAGCCACUGGCCACGAACUGUGAACAGCAUGUAAUCUCGUUGCUGCCGUUUCAAGAAUGGGUGGCUUCUGUUUCUGUGGGGCAAGACCCCGGCCCUGAGCAAAUCCUGAACUCCAUAGCCGAUGGCCGAGAAUUGGCGCUGUUGGGGCUCUCCUCACCUCAUGUGCGCAACCCCUGGGGCAGCGGUGGCGAAUGGAACCGGGCCUGGUCUGACAAAAGUGAGGAGUGGGAGAAGCAUCCCCAGAUAGCAGAGGACUUGAAGGUAGUGGAUGCAGAUGAUGGACGAUUCUGGAUGCCAUGGGAUGCUUUUGCUGAAAUCUUCGGCGGGCACAUCAUGGUUUGCCCUGUGACGUUGCCGUGUCCAAUGAACUCCCAAAUCGUCAGUGACAAAGACAGUGGCACCAGGAUGCGAUGCCCGCAGUGCCGACAGCCCUACACCCGGAGCUGGGUGCUCCUGGCGAGCGAGGAGUCCACGGCAGGUGAUGGCGCCUGGAAGCGCCUGGCAGAUGGCAAAAGCCUGUGUUUCCUUUGCCUCCGGGCGACCUGCCGAGCCAGCGAGCGACUUCUCAAGGGCUUGAAGAUUGCGGGACUUCAUGAACAGCCGAAGCUCACUCUCGCCCCUCCAAAAGGCCCACGCAGAAUGAAAGAAUGUGAGCAUGGGGCGGCAUGCUAUCGUCGCAAUCCGCAGCACUUCCAUGAGCGCUUCCACCCCAGCCUGCUUCCGCCCGCCCCUGCCUGUGCAAGUGGUUGCGGCCGUUCCGCAGCAUCGGGCUACAAGACCUGCUGUCCAAAAUGCACAAGUUCUCCUCCAGAUCUCAAGGUGCACAUUCCAUCCAGGCACAAGGGCUUGGCAGGUCUGUACAAGGUCGUCGAGAGGCCGAAAGGUAGAGAGAAAGGGCCGCCAGUGUGGCGCCAAAAUGAUGGGAGGGGUUGGCUUUGGAAGGGGCACGUCUGGAUGAUGGGUGAUCAGGAGGAAAAAGUUGGUGGAGCAUCUGGUCUCAUCGCUGAGGAUGUUGGCGAUGGCAUGUCCGCUCGAUCGCCUCAUCUGGCAAGGGGCUGGCAGGUCGCAGGCGAUGGCGGCUGGGCAGCAGCUCCGGAUCUCAAGGUGGAAGUAGACGCAAAGCACGUCUCCAGCGAACAUGAUGCUCCAUGCGAUGAGCGCGAUGCUCGGGAACAGGCACUGCGGGAGCAGGCAGACAAGGUGCUUGAAAAAUGGGCACGUCAGGUGCUUAACGCUUGUAGAGGAUCUGAAAUGAGGCUCAUUGAUCCGCACGCCCUAGCCCUUAGCAGAUGCCAAGCCGCAACGAGGAUGAUUCCUUUCUGCACUUCCGAAUUCUGA